AUGCGCCAGGACAUAAAAUCAGACCCUGUUACAUAUUUCAAUGAAACAAUCAAGAUAUAUGAGAAGUUUAUGGAGACUUUCAGUGACGGUGGAAUGAAGGAAGCAGCUUCAGAAGUAAAAAGGGAGCUGGAGGAGUUGGAAAACACUGAGCUUCACAUUGCCAUCACUGGAGAGAUGGGCUCUGGGAAAUCAACCCUCAUCAAUGCUCUCCGACGCCUGAAGGCAGAAGAUGAUGGUGCUGCCCCUGUAGGAGUAACAGAAACCACACUGAUUCCAAAUGCUUAUUCGCAUCCCGACUAUCCCAAAGUGAAAUUUUGGGACUUGCCAGGAAUUGGAUCCCCAGGUUUUUCACCAGAGAGUUACCUUAAGAAGGUGGAUUUCCCCAGAUAUGAUUUCUUCAUCAUUGUAGGUUCCACAAGGUUCCAAGAUUACCAUGUUAAGCUAGCUCAAGAGAUCCAACGGAUGAAUAAGUUGUUUUAUUUUGUACGCUCCAAAAUGGAUAUAGAUAUGUCCAGCAUGAAAAGGGAUUAUCCUAAAACCUUCAGUGAAGAUCAAGCCAUUCAAACGAUCAGGGAUGACUGCAAUAAGAACUUGCUAAACUUCAAGGACUCCAGUCACCAGAGCUUUCUGAUCUCUUCCAAGCACCUUGCCAAGUAUGACUUCCCCCACCUGAUGGAGACCUUGGAGAAAGAUCUGCCCAGCCUGAAGAGAAUUGCAUUCCUGUUCAGCCUCCCCAACUUUUCCUCUGAGGUCAUAGAAAAGAAGAAAUCUGCGCUGAAGAGUCACAUAUGGAAAAUAUCCCUGGUGUCUGCUGGCAUCAAUGCUAUUCCCCUUCCAGGCCUUCCUCUGGCUUGUGAUGCUGCCCUCUUGCGUGGGUCCAUGGUUGCCUUCUACAAGAUGUUUGAGCUGGAUGAUGGUUCCUUAGCUAGGCUGGCCAGAUUGGCCAGGAAGCCUGUUGAAGAACUGAAGGCCGUGAUUAAGUCUCCUCAGGAGAAAGAAAUCACCCUGGAUCUUGACAAGAAGAAAAUAAUCCAUACUUUACAAUGUUUCCUCCCAGUUUCACCAUUUAGUAGCUUGGCAAGUGCAGGGCUGUCUUUUGCCAUGACUUAUUGUAUGCUAUGGAGCUUCCUGGAUAAUCUGUCUGAGGAUGCUGAAAGAGUGAAGAAAGUCCUAGGACUGGAAGAGUGUGAGGCAGAGCAUCUCAGGGCCAAGCAGAACUGGCACAAGACAUGAUGCAGCCCAAGGGGGAGAAAGUAGAAGUUGCUGCUGCUGCUGCUGUGGCAAACAUUCCCACUUUGGCACCCCUUUUCAUACCCAUUUUGGCUGGUUCUAGAGACCAUGAAGCAGACCCUAUAGCUGAUUUACCUUACCGCAUUAUGACACAAUCAAGCUUUUAAAAAUAGGGAUAAAAAGCAUCUUCCAAUUUUUGUAAAGUCUUUUGGAGACAAACAUGCCAGACAGGUACACCACUGCUCCCCAUUUCCUGUAUGGAACCCAAUACUCUUGUGAAUUGAAUUGGCUGGUUUUAAUCAAUGCACCCUUAGAGAUUCAUUAAACAUGUUGUGUCCACAGUGAAUGCUAUUUUUAAUUGAUACUUUUUAAAUAUGCUCAGAAGUAAACUAGACACAUUUGUCAUAUUGAUGUAACAUUCUAUCAAAACCUCUCCAUGUAACCUUUACCCAGAUAGGCCUUUAAGAAAGAGAUGUGUUUAAGUUUGAUGUAGUUUUAUUAGAUAGUGCUAAAAUUAUUUUGUUAGAUAAUAGGCAAUAAUCAAAAUUACUGUAGAAGUUUAAGUGUAGGUAUUUUGGGCAUAUAGUUUUUUACUUUCAGGAAGUUUUCCAUGACCUGCCCUGAGAUCUCUGGGUGUAGGGUCGUAUAUAAAUUCAAUUUAGAAGAAUAAUAAUAAUGAAGUUGCAGAUUUUGUGGAAUGCAAUCUUGCUUUUCUUCAAUAAUUGAGAAAGCGUAGAAAAAAAACCCUCCUUCAAAGGAGAAUUUGGGAAUACUGUACAUACCCCUUCCUUGGAGCGUGUUAAUCUCUCAUUUGGCUUAUGUAAUAUUUUGCUUCCUGCCCAAUUCUAGCCUUGCUGAUUCAGAAAAUUAUGAUUUAGUUAAGGUUUAGUCAAGGGUUCUCAGCCUUAACAAUAUUUCAGAUUUGUAAUGCUAACAUAUUAUACUGUUUUUAUGUUAUUAACCUCAUUUAUCUUAUUUUCUGUAGUGCUCAGUUAAGUUCUACCAAGUAAAGGAAAUGCAUUUGC
Podarcis raffonei (Aeolian wall lizard) is the source of this 2255-nucleotide messenger RNA. Its product is annotated as interferon-inducible GTPase 5-like. Gene Ontology annotation, cellular component: membrane. The transcript is spliced from 2 exons. Gene Ontology annotation, molecular function: GTPase activity; GTP binding. The coding region runs from base 1 to 1233 and encodes 410 amino acids. The record is from RefSeq and is a predicted model, not a curated record. NCBI's taxonomy places the organism in Eukaryota, Metazoa, Chordata, Lepidosauria, Squamata, Lacertidae.